Molecule: messenger RNA, 4379 nt
Organism: Hemibagrus wyckioides
Lineage: Eukaryota; Metazoa; Chordata; Actinopteri; Siluriformes; Bagridae
Product: keratin, type II cytoskeletal 8
Exons: 10
Coding region: 554-1855 (433 amino acids)
Biological process (GO): intermediate filament organization; keratinization
Cellular component (GO): keratin filament
Molecular function (GO): structural constituent of skin epidermis
Source: RefSeq, a predicted model, not a curated record
UAUAUACAUUAAAAAGCACGAUGUUUUGUGGUUCCAAGCGUUGUGUUUAACUGUAGUGAUGCGACGUUUUCAACUGAACUGCUAUCCAAUCCUAGUCGAGGAGGCGGGGCUUUCCGGAAUACGGGUGUGGGGAACAAUAACACUAGCCGCCACACACUUUUAAAACGAACAAGACGUCCGUUGCUCACUGUCUCCCUCUGGUGGUGCGGCGUAAUUUUGCAGUUUCAGUUUUUGAGCCAUUUCACAAAACUUGCCAAACCUCUGGCUUUUAACCAGGUUUCAAACUCAUUUACUUUAAAUAAUCGAUUUAUCUUAGUGUCACUGUGGAUCCUGAGCCUUUCCCUAGAACACUGACCUACAUCCUGAAUGGGAACAGCACCAUUGUGAGGUGGGAGGAAACAAGAGAACCUGGAGGAACAUUGACAUACACCAAGUGUACCACCAUCCCACCAUAAGCAGACCUACACACACACACGCCACACCCCAGACUUACAACUCCACGACUGAACGAGUUCCACACCAACCUCCUCACCUGCUCCAUCUCGCAGCAGCCAUGAGCAGCCGGAAGCAUGUAAGCACCACGCGUAAGGUAGUGAACUUCAGCAGUCGCUCUCUCGACUCUCACGCCGGUUCUGAAAGGACUAUACCACGCCUGGGGAACUCGUACUUUGGGUUCGGGAACCAGGAUGCUCGGGGGUCAUCCGUUAACGCCUGGGUGACAGACAGGAGCCUCCUGGAGCCGCUGCAGCUCGACCUGGACCCGAACAUACGUGCAGUCAAAGUGCAGGAGAAGGAACAGAUCAAGACUCUCAAUGAUCGCUUUGCGUCCUUCAUCAGCAAGGUGUAUUACCUGGAGCAGCAGAAUAAGAUGCUGGAGACGAAGCUGCGUCUGUUGCAGAACGGCCCUCAGGUUCAAUCCAACAUGGAGUCCGUGUUCAAGAUGUACAUCGGCAACUUGGAGUCUCAGCUCAAAACCUUGAACGCCAGCGGGGAGCACCUGAAAGCUGAGCUCCGGAGCUCUCGAUCGCUGGUGGAGGAGAACAAACAGAAGUAUGAAGAAGAGAUUAACAAGAGAUACAAGGCAGAAAAUGAUUUUGUGUCUGUCAAGAAGGAUGCUGAUGCUGGUUACUUUGGCAGAAUGAAUCUAGAGGAGGAGCGGUCUGAAAUUCAACAACAUUUGGAUUUCUAUAAGGCCUUGUAUGCAGAGGAAGUACGGGAGCUGAAGGAGCAGCUGAAGGACACCUCAGUGGUGGUUGAGAUGGAUAACAGCAGGCAGCUGAACAUGGAGCAGGUGGUGAAGGAGGUGAAGAAUCAGUAUGAAGAGGUCUCAGCUCGUAGCCGGCAGGAAGCCGAGGCCUGGUACCAGAAAAAGUUUGAGCUGGUAUCAUCACAGGUUGAGCAGCACAGCUCAGAGAUGAGGAGAGCCAAGAGUGAAAUCAGCGAGUUAAAGAGGCUGAUCACAAAGCUGCAGGGGGAUAUAACUAUGGUUAAAGCGGAGUGUAAGACCACGGAUGGGCGGAUUGAGGAGGCGGAGCAUCGCGGAGAGGAGGCGGUGUUUGGAGCUAAGCGUAACCUUAAAGAAUUGCAGGAGGCACAUCUGAAGGCCAAGCAGGACAUGGCCAGGCAGGUUCAUGAAUACCAGGACCUGAUGAACAUCAAAAUGGCACUGGACAUUGAAAUCGCCACCUACAAGAAACUUCUGGAAGGAGAAGAGAAGCGAACUGGUCCAGUUAUAUCUGUCCAGAGCAUCACAAAACCCAGUCAUCCUGAGCCUGUGGAUGUCAUCAUUUGCACCAAUGUCCUCAUUAAGAUGAUCGACACCAAGGACAAGAGUAUCAUCUCUGUGAAAGACUAAUUCAUCUUAAAAUGCUACGUUUCCACAUUUUACCCUUUGUCUCUUUGUCUCAUAUGUGAUUUGUUUGGAUGUCAUUUGGUUGUAAUAUUGAAGAAGCCGGGAAUCUAUUUUAAGAGAGAGAGAAUUGGUGUCAAUGUGAGUGAUCGAGUGGAUGACACAGCAAGAGCGGAAAUGAAAAAAAAAAUUUUUAACAGUUUUUUAUCUUUAUACAGUGGACCCUCAGCAACAUUUAGUGGGGGCUAAAAAUAGAACAGAGCACCCACGCCACUAAUCUGUCAACAAAAAAAAACAACCGAAAAAUCACCUAGAUUUUAAACACAUGCCAAAGGCAACAUUGGUAUCGUGGGUUGAUUCUUUCCAAACAGCUUUCACCGACUGAACAAAAAAGUUUUGAACGGCUCCCAGAAGUAUGCGCAACUUAGCCUGUGUUCAGUUCAGUUCAUUCGUAUGCCGAAAAUGCUUCAUAUGCCGAUGCAAAUUUCUUGCAAAAUUUCAAUUCUUAAGGGGAAAAUUCAUAAGGGAGGGCAUUCGUAUACCGAGGUUCCACUGUACAGCAUCAUGCAACACUGUUUUCUGUCUUAAUCCCAUUUCUUCACGUUUUCCACAUCUCUACAUCUCCGACACCACAACCAUAACCAUCUCAUCUUAACAUGUACAUAAUCUGCUCUCAGGCACAUGGAAAGUGAUGAAGCAGAUACACGGAAAAAUGAAGGCUAGAAGAACAUUUCUGGCAGUUUUAUUAGCUAACGUUUUAAAUGACCACCAUUUUAAAUACUUUUAAAAAAAAAACCUAACCAAAAACAUGGUACUGCAAACUGUGUUAGAAAUAACUUUUCAUUGAAAUAAUCUAAAUUUAUUUCUAGUUGAAAGACGAAAAUGCUAAUUAUAAUAAGGCACCUGGAUCACACUACAUCGUUUGUUUUUGUUUGCUGCAAGCUGAAUGUAUUUUGUUUUGGGGGUUUUUCCCCCACAGUGAAGCUCGGUGGCGUUAGCAUCAGUCGCUCACAAAAUGUUUUAAAGCUGCUGAAAUAAGCUGAAAGAAAGACAUUAACAAACUAGAAUUUAUCCCACAGAACAAAAGCGAGGAAACGAAUCAGUGAUUAUGCUUCAAUGUCAUCGUGAAAAUAAUGAGUUUAUUAUAGAGAGGAGAGGAGGAUGAGGCUCAUUCCAUGUGACUUUUACCUCAGGAGAUUUCUUUUGACUGUUUGCCAGUAUGGUUUGUUUUUACAGCUAACAUUUGCACUGUAUUUUGUAAUUAAAAAAGCAUUAAAAACUUUCCGCUACAAGCACACCUAUAUCUUCAGGUAGUGAACUAGCCGUCUUGCCUCUUCUCUCUUCUCUGUAGGCUUUGCCCCAAGGGGUUGUAGUGGCUUCAAAACUCAUUUUCACUUCUUAUGUUGUUCCACAAUAUCCAAAUUAUGACCUCAGGGCUUCAACCUCUGUGGAAGGUGAGUUGUAACAGAUAAAUUUAAAGUUUAUUGAAUUUUGUUCUGUGUUUUCUGUGGUAUCUUCCAUCUACAAAGGUGUUCAGCUCACAUCUAAUUUUACUGUACUUGGUUUCCUCCAGAUUUAUCCGUUUGCUGCCUCUAUGCUAAGAUUAGCAUUUAACCACGUCCAUCACAGCCAAGACUUUUAAAUGUAACACGACUGAUAAAAUGCUGCAAAGAUCCAUGUAGAUGUUCCAACCUUGUUCUACGUCUUUUACCACAAUUGCUUUAUGUAAGCAAAAAAAAAAAAAAAUCCAAAAAACUUCAUCUUAUCUGAUUGAUUGCUGUCAAUCAUAAUGACUGUAAUUGCAGACUGCAGAAUUGUCAUUCUUUGUUCAAACCCCAGAAUUUUUUCCCCCAUGAAAAUCUAGUUUGCUGGGAUUCCAGUACACACAGCUGGAAUGCAAAACCAAACCCCUUCGUGGUCUAAACUCAAACACUCAGUAUUCAUUGCGUUCUGUCACCUUGAGUAAAACUUUAACGUAAAGAAAAGUGACAUAACAUUGAAAAGAAUUACUCGAUUCUGAUGUGUAAAACAUUUCCAUAUGACAAAAAUAUAUUAGCAUGUAUUUGUAUGGUGUAGCAUUACAGUUUCUUUUGAAUGGUUUCCCUGAUUUUACUGACAAAUAUCCAGGUCAGUCUGAUGAUGUUCUGCCUUUACAUUUUUUGUUUUUAUUAUGUUUUUUUUUUGCUGAUCUGGAGAACAGAGUGCCCUUAUUUAUGCAAAUAGAUAAUGCUGGAACAUUCCUCAAAACCUAUAUCUCUCUUCAUAGUCAUUCAUAGUCGUUUUUGCUGAAACUUCUACAAUCUAUAGCUAACACCAAGGUCUAUCUUUCUUUUAUCCCAAGGUAAUAUCCCAGUGGAUAGUCAGUUACUUCCUUCAGGUAGCACAGCAGCCACAUGGUGAAUUUCAUCAUAUUCUCUAUGGCUUAACUGUGACAACCAGAAUCAAACACUUUUUAACCAGUUAAGAAAUUAUAUGUUUAAAAAAAAGUGUGAUGGUAUUGGCUUGAUAAAAUAAAUCUCACACAAUUGUC